This is a messenger RNA of Lymnaea stagnalis (great pond snail), 405 nucleotides long. The record is from the annotation of a GenBank genome assembly. NCBI's taxonomy places the organism in Eukaryota, Metazoa, Mollusca, Gastropoda, Lymnaeidae.
GGCGCCAUCAAAUCCAGUGGAUACGGAUCGUGCAUGCCGGGGGAUUCGGUGUACUACCCGCACCACCACCCGACGGCGGGGCGCAUGGGGGGCGCCCCGUCCUUUCUGCCCGCCGCUACGUCCUCCCCUCUCCUCCCCAACAUGAACCCCGGGCUCAGCUUCAGCUCCCAGAUGGCGGCCUGCCGACUCGCCGCCCAGUCCCCGCCCGACUGCGCCCUGCGGCAGCCGUCCUCGUCAUCUUCCGGGUCGUCCGGCUACGGCCUGCGGCCCAGCCCCGGUCAGGGCCCCCACGGCGCCCUCUCCUCUUGCACGUACAUGCAGUCGCCCCAGUCCAGCUACGCCUCGCACCACCUUGCCGCCAACAUGCACGUGAUGAACAUGAACUUUCCUGGGCAGCUGGCAUGA